Molecule: messenger RNA, 1260 nt
Organism: Oreochromis niloticus (Nile tilapia)
Lineage: Eukaryota; Metazoa; Chordata; Actinopteri; Cichliformes; Cichlidae
Gene: tnnt2a
Product: troponin T type 2a (cardiac)
Exons: 16
Coding region: 168-1046 (292 amino acids)
Biological process (GO): cardiac muscle contraction; sarcomere organization; regulation of muscle contraction
Cellular component (GO): troponin complex
Molecular function (GO): troponin C binding; tropomyosin binding; troponin I binding
Source: RefSeq, a predicted model, not a curated record
UAAAGCCUCAUCCGCACAACACAGUCCGUCCUUCACCCUCUGACACUCACCCCACGCUCCCGUUAGUGAAAGCGGGACCUGUCUUGUGCUGCAAAUCCUCUUUCUUCAUCCCUUCAUCUGAGCCUCAGUAAUCAGAUUUGCUGCCGCACACCUGAACGCGCCCUAUCAUGUCAGACAACGAAGAAGUGGUGGAGGAGUAUGAGGAGGAGGUGGAAGAAGAGGAGGCCACUGAAGAGGAGCAAGGGGUAGAUGAGGAGGAGGAGCAGGAGGAGGAGGAGGAGGAAGAGGCUCCACAGGAGGAAGACAAGCCUGCUGCAGAAGAGGAGGCCAACGAAGAACAAGAUGGAGAAGGGGAAGCAGAGGAGGGAGAAGAGGAGGAGGAGGCCAAGCCAAAAUUCAAGCCAUUUAUCAUGCCGAACCUUAUUCCCCCUAAGAUCCCAGACGGCGAGAGGGUGGAUUUUGAUGAUAUACAUCGCAAGAGAAUGGAGAAGGAUCUGAUGGAGCUUCAAACUUUAAUCGAGGUUCACUUCGAAAGCAGAAAGAAGGAAGAAGAAGAGCUCAUUCAGCUCAAAGAAAGGAUUGAGAAGCGUCGCUCUGAGCGAGCAGAGCAGCAAAGAAUUCGCAGCGAGCGAGAUAAAGAGCGACAGAAGCGUCUUGAGGAUGAGAGGAUUCGCAAGGAGGAGGAGGAGGCCAAAAAGAGGGCAGAGGAUGAUGCAAAGAAAAAGAAAACCCUCACCAGCCUCCACUUUGGAGGUUACAUGCAAAAGUUGACAGACAAACGGAGUGGCAAGAGGCAGACAGAGAGAGAAAAGAAGAAGAAGAUCCUGAAUGAAAGGCGCAAAUCUCUGGACAUCGAGAACCUGAGUCAGGAAAGACUCAAAGAGAAAGCUAAGGAGCUGUGGGAGUGGAUCCAGCAGUUGGAGGCAGAGAAGUUUGAUCUGCAGUACCAAUUCACCAGACAGAAAUAUGAGAUUAAUGUGCUGAGGAACCGUGUGAGCGACCAUCAGAAAACGUCAAAGAGGACCAAGAGAGGAUUGAGGAAAUAGAUGCUGAUGUGCUGAGUGACAAGUAUUAUCAUCAGCCCUGUCAUGCAGCCACUGCCUCAAACCAAGCCCUGGCUUUACUGUCACACCCAAGUCACACUUAUCUUCUUAAUGUUGCCUUAAGCACAACUUGGGUCCAGUUUUCCAGCCUUAUCUCUCUCUCUACUUUUUCAGGAUAAUGGGGAUUUAAAAGUGUAAAUAAACAGUCUCACUUUAA